AUGGCGGCUAAUAUUGUGAAAUGUACGAAAUGUAAUAUAGUUAUUAAUGAACUAUUAGCAUUUAUCCAGAACAAAGCUGACGUGAUGGAUGAAGACUCGCUUAUUCGGAUUUGCAGUGACAGUUUUUCGGAUGGUGAAAUAGUGACGGCUAAGAAGCUGCUUUUUGAUAUAAUACCGGAGUCGACUAGAAAAAUCCGAAGGAAGAAAGAUAAAAGCCGCCGUGAUAUUGAUGAUAUCAUAGGCCUUCUCAAGCUAACGGACCCUGAGAGUGUACCAAUCUUCGUCGCUCGCGACCUGGCAAAAUUACCGCCUAUUUUGUUUGACCACAUAGAUGUAACUAGACUGCUAAAAGACAUACUUGUGUUGCAAAGUGAUGUGAAAAACAUAAAAAGCAAUUUUGCUACUUCUGCAGAGGUGAUCGAGUUAAAGAAUGAGAUGGAAAACCUGAAGCAAGCCUCCCUUGUAUGUAACAAAUAUAACUUUGUAAACAAUAAGCGAGGAGCCUUUAUCGAUAAUCUUGAUUGCUACGACAGUGGACCCAUGGCUCUAUACACACCAGACCCAAAAAGUUCUGAAAUAUCAAAUUUGGCGAUAAAUAAUGAGUGCGAGGGUAGACAACAACAAAAAUCGGUCUCAACGGCAAGUUGUGUUAAAAGUUCGGAAGGUAUGUGCUCGGGCGCGGUCGCCCCACUUGUUCAAAUGGAUGUCGAAACUACUCAUACGCGUGAGCGAGAAACUGUAUCGAAGUUACCUGUCGCUAUCUCAGUCUCUCCGACUAUCGCAGCGCCACCGACACGGAAGGUGGUGCCCCCGUGCAACUUGACGGCUGCUGUCAAUGUCACAGUCAAUGACAGAAUGUUUCACCCACCAGUUGCUAAUUUGGAUGUAAACAGUAAUAAAUCGGCUAGUAGUCAAGCGUCUGUGUCGAAUAUUAUGAGGCAACGUAAAACAGGUCAUAAUAAUGUGGAGGAAUGGCAAACUGUUUCAAAAAAGAAGCGGAAAAGAGUGAGUGGGAACAUGGGAAAAGCAGACGUAAGCCCGGACAGUACUUUCAAGGCAGCAGAUGUUAAGAUUCCUAUCUAUAUUUCCAAUGUUAGUAAGGAUACUCAAGAGAUAAAACGGUCAUUUGAAGCUGUGCAAUCAUUAUGUGAGAUAUGCGACAUUAUAGUCCUGCAGGAGACAUGGCUGUAUGACUAUGGCAUCCCUUUACUGAGCAGUAUCCAUGAGAAUUUUGAGUAUACAGGAAAAUCAUCUAUGGAUUUGUCAACUGGCCCACUAAGAGGUCGACCCUACGGUGGUUUAGCUAUCCUGUGGAGGAGCGGAGUGUUUGAUUCAGUUUCAGUGAUAGAAUGUAAUAGCGACCGUCUCUCGGCAAUCAAGGUAACGCUGGCAGACCGGCAAAUUCUAGUUAUUAAUGUGUACAUGCCGACAGAUGAGAUUCCAAACUUAAUUGAGUUUACUCAAUGUCUUAGUGAAAUGAGUGCAAUUGUUGAGUCUUGUGAUGUGGAAAGUGUCUAUAUGCUGGGAGACUUUAAUGCCCACCCCGGUGAGUCUUUUUACUCAGAACUUUUAAACUUUUGUGCUAUGGAACAGUGGACUUGUGCAGACAUAGAAAGGCUUAAUUCAGUCCCCAAUACUUUUACAUUUAUAAGUGAUGUGACUGGUUCUAAGCGCUGGCUUGACCAUUGUGUGGUUACAGAACAGGCUCGUGAUACAAUAGCUGAUAUAAGUAUUAUGUAUGAUGUUUUAUGGUCUGAUCAUUUCCCAAUGAUUAUAGAAUGUAAUUUUAGUGUCAUUAAACCUAAGUUUGUAACCCCUUAUUCAUUACAUAAUAAAGCUAUCUGGGGUGAAAGAAAUAUUGAGCAAAUUAGAGAGUACUAUCACCUAUGUAACGAUUCACUCAAGGAUGUUGACUAUCCCCAUGAACUUGGCCUUUGUAAUAACAGAAAUUGUAAUAUUUUUGAGCAUAGAGUUGUACUAGAUGUCAUGUAUGAAAGUAUUGUCAAAAUUUUAACUAAGGCUGCUGAAGAGACUCAUGUGGAUUGUCAACAUAUAAAGCAUAAAGCCCAAAUGGUGGGCUGGAACAGACAUGUUAGGGAGGCACACGGGUUGGCUAGGUCUAAGUAUCAGAUUUGGCUUUGGCAUAAUCAGCCUUUGACAGGUCCUAUAUUUAAUGAUAUGCGUGCUACACGUAAGAUAUUUAAGAGCAAACUAAAGUGGUGCCAAAAGCACCAAGAACAAAUUAAGCUGGAUAUUAUUGCUGAACAUCGUAAAAAUAAAAAUUUCAAAAAGUUUUGGAAAUCUACAAAUAAACUUGAUAUUAGACCCAGUCUUCCCGUGACUGUGGGUGAUGCCAACGAGCCUAGUACUAUCGCCGAUAUGUUUGUCCGGCACUUCCAAGUCCAGUCACCACUUGGUUUGUCUAGCAAGGUGGUUGAUAAUGGGACCUGUUGUGACUCUGAUCAAAUUCGUUUUUCAGCUAAACAGGUAGAUGAUGUCAUUAAAAAAAUGACUCGGGGAAAGUCCCCUGGUCAUGAUGGGCUCUCCAUAGAACACUUGCAGCAUGCUGGCCUUCACCUCAAUAGAGUAUUGGCUAUGUUUUUCUCCUUGUGUUUUGGUCAUUCUUACCUGCCCGACAGCCUCAUUAAAACUAUUGUGGUACCAGUCAUUAAAAAUAAAACUGGGGAUGUAACUGACAAAAAUAAUUACCGGCCCAUUUCGUUAGCAACAAUUAUUGCAAAGGUAUUGGAUAGUUUGAUGGAUAUUGAAUUGGAAAGCUACUUGAACUUACAUGAUGCCCAGUUUGGUUUUCGUUCUAAUCUGUCCACUGAGAGUGCUAUCCUGGUACUGAAGAAUACUGCACACUAUUAUACACAGCGACAUACACCUAUCUAUGCUUGUUUUCUAGACUUCUCACGAGCAUUUGACCUUGUGUCUUAUGACAUUCUCUGGGAGAAGCUCAGGGAAAGAAAUAUCCCUGCGGAGUUGUUGGGUAUUUUUCAGUAUUGGUAUCAGAACCAAUCUAACAAUGUCAGAUGGGCCAACCAGCUAUCUGUGUCCUAUGGUCUGAAUUGUGGGGUCAGGCAGGGGGGAAUCACCUCACCCAAGUUGUUCAACCUCUAUAUUAAUGACCUGAUAGUUGGACUCAGCAACAGACAUAUCGGUUGCAGAUUAACAGUAUCAGCUAUGCUGAUGAUAUGGUUUUGCUUAGUCCAACUGUCAGGGCGCUACGGGAACUGCUUGGUUUAUGUGAGCAAUAUGCACGGCAGCACGGUUUGCUAUAUAAUAUUAAUAAAAGCGAGUUUAUGGUCUUUAAGGCGGCCGGCGGUAGGUGCCCAGUCUCUGUGCCUGAUAUCAAGUUGAACGGACAAUGCCUAAAACGGGUGUACUCGUUUAAGUACUUAGGGCAUAUUGUCGACGACCGUCUUAGGGAUCAAGCCGACAUUGAAAGGGAGCGCAGGGCGCUGGCGGUCCGGUGUAAUAUGUUGGCACGUAGGUU
Molecule: messenger RNA, 3499 nt
Organism: Plodia interpunctella (Indianmeal moth)
Lineage: Eukaryota; Metazoa; Arthropoda; Insecta; Lepidoptera; Pyralidae
Exons: 2
Coding region: 1-3363 (1120 amino acids)
Molecular function (GO): catalytic activity
Source: RefSeq, a predicted model, not a curated record